Xenia sp. Carnegie-2017 is the source of this 1258-nucleotide messenger RNA. RefSeq lists its product as uncharacterized. Lineage: Eukaryota; Metazoa; Cnidaria; Anthozoa; Malacalcyonacea; Xeniidae. Gene Ontology annotation, biological process: lipid metabolic process. Gene Ontology annotation, molecular function: oxidoreductase activity, acting on the CH-CH group of donors. The record is from RefSeq and is a predicted model, not a curated record. Gene Ontology annotation, cellular component: membrane.
GAACACAAAUGUUGAUUACAUAAUAACGGAAGCUUGUAAACUACAGUAGUGAACUGGCCUCCAUUGUUGUUGAUUGUUUUAUAAAUUCUAACAUGGGGAAUUAUUUGACCUUUAAAAUGUUCGAAUCUCCUUUAGUAAAAGCUUUUGUAAUUGAUAUGAGCAUUCAAUGGAUACUGGGUACCAUAGCUUCAUACUUACAAACGGAGAAGUUUUUCGAUCUCACUGGAGGUGUAACGUUCUUAUAUUUAACUUGGCAAGUUCUUUCAUGGGCACGACACUACAAUAAUCGUCAAAUUAUACAAUCGUCUUGUGUAACGAUUUGGGCUGUUCGUCUUGCUAUAUUUUUGGUCACUCGAGUUCUUCGUGAAGGUCAAGACAGUCGGUUUAAGAAAGCGCGUAAUAGUCCACCAUUGAUGAUGAUGUUUUGGACUAUCCAAGGUGUUUGGAUAUUUCUACUGCUUCCUACCCUUAUACUCAAUAACAAUCGGAAGAAUCCUUCAUUAAAUUGGAAAGAUUAUUUGGGCUGGAGCAUGUGGACUCUUGGCUUUUGCAUACAAGUAAUCGCAGAUCAUCAAAAGUCUGUAUUUAGAAGUAAUCCAGCCAACUACAAGAAAUACAUUACUACUGGAUUGUGGAGUAUAGUUCGUUAUCCAAAUUACCUUGGUGAGAUAAUAAUGUGGUUUGGUCUAUUUUUACCUGCAUCUAAUGUCAUGCAAGGUUGGCAGCACCUUAGCUUUAUAUCUCCGCUUCUUGUUACAUUUUUUCUCACCAAAGUCUCAGGAAUUCCUUUGCAAGAAGCUCAAGCUGCAAGGCGAUGGCUAAAUGAUAAAUAUUUUCAAGAUACCUAGCCAAAACAUCAAAACUCAUUCCAGGAAUAUGGUGAUGGAUUUAACAAGACUAAUUAAUUUACCUGUAUUGAACUUAUUUCUAAAUUGUCAUUCUUGUUGGUCAUUUUUAUCUGAAUAUUCUCGCUUGCAUGUAUGUUUGGUCAGUAGAUACAAAAACGUCACCCCCACAAAUAAAAAUUGUUAAUGUUUGUUCAGAAAUGUUUGCUUAAUGAAGCAAGGGAUGAUAUAUGAGUAAUGUCUUCUAACUUAACUAAACUGCAAAGUGUGAAAAUGCGCAAUUGUAGUGAAAUGUUGCAUUUGAGGGCAUGCAAUAAUUAGAAUAAAUUAUCAUGCUUUAUUGACACAUAACUUGUCUUAAAAAACUUUCUUAGAAACAAUAUAGUACCUAAUUAUAAAAUUUUGUACUAGCA